AUGAUUGCAGUCAAAGCAGAACAUUACCAAACGACUCAGGGCAUCACAAGGGUGGUAAGUGGCAAGGGUGAACCAUUCGUUGCCAAGGCAGUUGGGUUAGUUGUCGAGGGCAAACUCGAUACUGGAUCUAUCAUCGACACUUGCGGUUCGAAUUACGUCGCAGGGUCCGACACUACGGGCAUUGCGCUGUCGGCAACCAUCUGGCACAUAUAUCACCACCCUGACAAGUUGGCCAAACUUCGCUCUGAGAUCGAUGCUUUGGGUCCUGGACGAAUUACUUUCAGUCAGGCACAAGCAUUGCCAUACUUGAACGCCGUAAUCAGUGAGGCAUUACGGUUGCACCCUUCCAUAGUUACAAUCUCCCCCCGAGAGGUGCCGGAAGAAGGGGAGUAUUUGGCAGGCCACUACUUUCCACACAAGGUUUGUUUCUUACGAACUGAAGUGAGACACGAUGACCGCGCUAACAUUGUGCAGACGCAAGUUGGAGUUAGUGCUUGGUCGAUCCACAGAAACCCAGAAGUGAGCGGUCCCGACGCCGAUGCUUUCCAGCCUGAGCGAUGGCUCGACAAGACAAUGAGUGCUGAAAAAAAAGCAGCGAUGUCAUUCGCAGUAACUGGCUCUCGUUUGCGUCUUACUGUUGGCAGUGUGGUGGGCAUAGACUAA
Messenger RNA from Colletotrichum tamarilloi, 663 nucleotides. RefSeq lists its product as uncharacterized. Bases 1 to 663 code for a protein of 220 amino acids. The transcript has a single exon. Gene Ontology annotation, molecular function: oxidoreductase activity, acting on paired donors, with incorporation or reduction of molecular oxygen; heme binding; monooxygenase activity. The record is from RefSeq and is a predicted model, not a curated record. NCBI's taxonomy places the organism in Eukaryota, Fungi, Ascomycota, Sordariomycetes, Glomerellales, Glomerellaceae.